AUGUCGCUGGCCUCGCCCCACAGUCAGGGGCUUUCACCAGACAAUGCGCUUCAAGAUCGUCACGCGCCAGAUCCCUAUUUGUCUGCAACAUCCGACCCGGAAGAAAUCUAUUUUCAAGCCAGUGCCAUUCGAUUAACACCGUCGGGGAGUCCUGGGCAGACAUUGGGCUCCCCUGAGGACGCUCGGAUCGACUCCACACUGCAGACGGGCUAUUUGGACCCACGAAAUGAUUAUAACAGCGCGUGUACCUCCCCGCUUUCCGACAAUGCUUUUGUCGAACCGCAGGCGAUUGAAUUGGCCAGUGGCUCGAGUAGCUGGCGAGAUGAGAGCUUUUCAUCCUACCGGACAGACACCUCCGUACCUGUCAAUUCCGCAUGGUCUUCGCCCAUGGCCCCCAAUGUUUUUAAGUGGACAAGGACAAGCUCGGAGCAAAAUCAGAAUUCAUCGGGCGCCCUGCCAAGUCUAGAAAUCGACGAUACCAACGCCGUGCAGUCAAUUCCUAGUACUUACCAAGCUGGUCUCGGUGUCUCUUACGUCCCAUUAAAUGAGCCAUCCCGACUCGGCGUCACGACUAACCAGGAGCCAAAUAACGAGUUGGCAUCGGACAUGACUAGGGGAAGGAGCCCCGUUUUCAAGAUUGAAACUUUCUCUCGAGGCGAUUCACCCAAAGGACGCACAACUGGCCACCAGAGGCACCGCAGCCAGUCCUCUGCGCAUUUAUCCGCAGCGGACCCGAACGAUCUAUCGAGCGAGUCCGAAGGUAGUGAAUCGGAUGAUCACAAAUCCAAUUCAUCUGUCUCGGUCAAGCGAUCUCCUAACGGCACAUGGAUUCGACACCCUUCUACACACUUAGCUGGCCUCGACCCAUCCUCUCGUGGAAAUGAAUAUGUGCCGAGUCCCAACGAUGUCCUCAUAAAGCGAGAAAGAGAGGAGAAGAAUGAAGACAUCACACACUGGUCUGUAACUGUGAGCAGGGCUAACAGCGAGACCGGCGAUGAACCACCUAGUCCUCCGCGCCGACACCAUGUCCCAAGCAGACUUCGAGCGAGGAGCACUGGAGACCGUCCCCUGAAAGAAGAGGACUAUUUCAGUUUGAAAUGUCGCUCCGUGGACCGCUCGUUCCCCGGACCCGGAGUUCUGGUACACGAAAGCAGUGACGAAUUGCUCAGCGAGGACGAGGAAAGUAUAGCCACUGGUUCGGACUCUAUACCGGCCAUUGUCGAUGAUCCAGGCAGAUAUGAUCGCAGCACACCGGAGAUCUAUUCAUCGCUUGGGCCGAAUCAACCAGAUGAAGGCCUCCGUUUAUACCCCUGGCACGAUCCACCUCGUGACUCGACGCCUAGAUCAGAAGCGAUGCAGCCGACUAGCUCCACCGAUGCUAUGAUAGCUUUCCAGAAACGCGUUCGAGAUCUGGAAACGGCAUCGCUUACAGCGACAAUCGAUAACAACAGCAUUAUCAACGUUGCUACAUCUCUUGAGAAAUUUACAUUGGGGGAUCAACCGAAGAAGCGUACCAGCCUUUUAAAGCGUCCGUGGAUCCAGGCGUCUUCGAAGCUGAAGCGUCAAGCUUCCGACUUAUCCAUCAUCAGUCAAUCCAGCACCUACCCUGGCAUUCAGCCGCGUGAAGAACCGGAACCCCAACCGAAACCGAGUUACUCGCCCCGGAAUGUCUUCUCAACCCGUCGGCAUUCACGGUCACCGAGCUUGACCAACGCACUCCUUUCCAUGUCUAGUCAAAUGGCCGCCGUUGGGGGUAGUCGCUCCGUCCAAGCGGUCUCACCCGCACCCUCACCAAAUCCCGAGAGAAAUUCAUUAAGUCUCCCGCUUAAGGGCCGAGGACGAAGCAGAAGUGAAGUUCCCCGACCCUCCAGCCCCGGGUUGAUCAAUUUGAUGACCGCUCAUGGUGGACCACCAGUCCCGAACAUUACCUCACCUGGGAGGUUCAGCUCAGAUGCUGCCUAUACACCAAGAAGUACAUUCCUAGACAUAGAACCCAUUGGUGAGAACGAUAACAAUGCCACCAAGGGCAUUGUAAUGGACUUCCCAGCUGUCCAGAGUCUCCCAGACCCGACAAUUGAAGGGUUCAAAUCGCAGAUCAUGCAAUUGAAUCCGAGACUUGAGCCGGCCUUGCUUCACCGUCUUGCACAUGAACAAGAUCGCCGCUAUAAGCUCCUGGUCGGAUUGCAGCAAAACCACUCUCAUGCGGUCGCCAAUCAGACAUGCAAGUCUCGCACAUUUUGUUUCUCCCAGGGCGGGAAGGCUACUGUCCUACCGCAAUCCAAGGCUCCUAUCGAAUCCGAGACAGGCCAGAGUCAAUUCCGAGUCAAAAGCUUCAGUCCAGGAAAUGAGAAACAACAUGCUACAAGUGACGGUACAGGGGUUGCAGCACAAUACCCACCCGGAGUGCCUCCUCCGCCGGUCAAUCACCUCCCUGCUCAGUUCGAGUGUCCGAUUUGCUUCGAGGUUAAGAAGUUCCAAAAACCCUCCGACUGGUCUAAACACGUUCAAGAGGACAUUCAACCAUUCACUUGUACAUUCCCUCGCUGUACCGAGCCCAAGUCAUUCAAGCGUAAAGCAGACUGGGUCCGCCACGAGAACGAAAAACACCGACAGCUGGAAUGGUGGACCUGCGCAUUCUCCGAAUGCCAUCAUACGUGCUUCCGGAAAGAUAACUUUGUCCAGCAUUUGGUACGAGAACACAAAAUGCCAGAGCCCAAGCUCAAGACCGGUAAGGCCUCUGAAGCCGAUAUUGCGCCGAACAACCGAAGAGAAAAGGAUGUUAAACGCUUAUGGCAAAUGGUCGAAGAAUGUCGGCAUGAGACCGACCGAACCGCCCAAUCAGAGCCAUGUCGAUUCUGCGGGAAUGUCUGUAGCGACUGGAGGAAAUUGUCGGUCCACCUUGGCAAACACAUGGAGCAACUCGCCAUGCCUGUCUUACAUCUAGUAAAGCCGAGCGCCCCAAGCCCUGCCAACCUGACCAGCCAUGCCAACCUCAAGGAGGAACCAGUUCGCGGAUCAUCCGCAACCUAUCCCUCUCUUGCGUAUGGACAUGAACCGCUCGAAACGUCAUCAAACAACUACACGACCCGAAACACUAGCACGGCCAUCCCUGCGUUCUCAUUUAACGGCCCGCCAGUCGAGUUCCCCACUAUCUCUGGCAGUCCACUCAUCGAGGAGCCCGAGUCCAUGCCAGAGUCCAUGACUGAUUCGCUCACCCCUGACCAGUAUGCGUACGGAGUGGGCCAGUUCGGCUCAGCGCUCCACCCGUCACAGGCUCAUGCUCAGGCCCAGACUCAUCCCCUGCAUCAGAACUCAUUGACGUACCCGCCCUACGCCGUUCCAAGGCCAAGAACUCCAGAGACGGAAGCUAUGAACUCGUAUCCGAUGCAGGUUCAGUCCUUGUACCCCGCAGACGGCACUUAUGCUUAUCAACCCGACGUUAACUACUCUUCUGCCACUUAUUCCUCGGGUUGUUCUUCCCGGAUGUGA
Penicillium canescens is the source of this 3489-nucleotide messenger RNA. Its product is annotated as putative C2H2 finger domain protein. The record is from RefSeq and is a predicted model, not a curated record. NCBI's taxonomy places the organism in Eukaryota, Fungi, Ascomycota, Eurotiomycetes, Eurotiales, Aspergillaceae. The coding region runs from base 1 to 3489 and encodes 1162 amino acids. The transcript has a single exon.